This is a messenger RNA of Orbicella faveolata, 3717 nucleotides long. RefSeq names its product transforming growth factor-beta receptor-associated protein 1-like. Gene Ontology annotation, biological process: vesicle-mediated transport; intracellular protein transport; endosomal vesicle fusion. Gene Ontology annotation, cellular component: cytoplasm; membrane. NCBI's taxonomy places the organism in Eukaryota, Metazoa, Cnidaria, Anthozoa, Scleractinia, Merulinidae. The record is from RefSeq and is a predicted model, not a curated record.
AAACACCAGAAAUUAUUCUUAGAAAUUGAUAUAUUUAUUUAUCAGUUCGAGAGCGUCCUUUGAAACCUUGGUAACAAUUCAUUUGUUAAUGAACGGCUGACAAACGCGAAAGAGCUAGAAUGGGCUCCUUUGUUAUUAACCAGCGAAGAAAUUCCACUUCUAUGAGUCACUCAUUUUGAAAACUUUUCCAUUAGUUCAAGGGUGCCCAGAUUUGAAUAUGGUGGACUGGAAGUCUUUGUAAAUCAAGGUAAAUAUUAAUUUUUCAUGCACCCCACGCAAAACACCCACGCGGCGCCCACGCACGGUUUGUCGGAAGACUGGGCUCGAACAUUAGAGCCCGCGAGUAGUCAGCCGUCAAAACAACAACAUGGCGGAGUUUUAUAGCAGCGGAAAGGAAUUUGGAAGUAGUUAUGAUUCCCAAGCUAAAAUGAGCUUCAAAGCGUUCGAAAUAGCACCAGUUAUUGAAAGGAUAGUGACUACUUCUGCAGACAGGCCAAAAACGGUGGAAUGUAUUGACUGUGCUGCACAGAAUUUAUACAUUGGGACAUCAGAUUGUUUUGUUCUUAAUUAUGUGAUUGAUGAAGGUGUUUCGCCACUGGGGAAGACAACAUUUCAGUCAAGGCUUCAAGCUUGUAAACAUCUUGGAAUGAAAAAGCCAGUACAGCAGGUAUUGACAGCCCCAGCCAUAAACAGACUUCUUGUACUUUGUGAUGGUGGUAUUUUGAUGUUUUCCAUGUUUGGCUUAGAGUUUCUGGCCACAGGAUUUAAGGACAGAUUUAAAGGGGUGACAGCCAUGUGUAGAAAUGAUAAUCCAAAUAUGUUUGAUCCUUUUGCUGUCGAGGUUUGCAUUGCACUUUCUAAGAAGAAAGCUAUUCACAUUCUUUCAGUAACUGAAGACAAGAUAAUUCCAUUAAAAGAAAUCCCACUACCAGAGCCUCCAAUACACAUGGCAGUUGAUGGAGGGGCUGUGUGUGUGGCUCUAGCAAAUCAGUAUCGUUACUGCAUGGUGAACAUUUUGUCUGGCAAGGUUCAAGAGUUAUUUCAUUACGAGGCUGAAGUAACAAAGGGAUUUGUCAUGGGUGUUGGAAUGGAAGAAUUUCUUUUAAAUGGCCCAACAGACGUCAUGGGCAUGUUUGUAACCUCAGAAGGUACCUCUCAGAGAGCACCGCUCAGCUGGUCAGAAAGAUUGCUGGGACUGGGAUAUUCCUUUCCUUAUGCAAUAGCACUUGGAGCAAACUCCAUCUCUGUUCACAGCAUUAUAGGGCAGGACCAAAAGUCCCAGAAGCAGUCACUUGUAUUUAAGGGUGGAAGGAUACUACUGAAUUAUGACAAUCAGGUGUUUGUUUGUUCUCCAAGAGAGGUCUACAGUUUGGUGCAGCUCCCCUUCAAAAAACAGGUGCAGAUGUUGUUAAAUGAGAAAAGAGUGAGUGAAGCUCUUCAACUGGCUCAUGUUGCCAUGGAAACCAUGUCAGGGCCUCAAAGAGAUGAGAAGCUUCUCAAAAGAACACAGCAGCAAGCUGGAUUCAUUUACAUGGCAGAAGGGUAUUUCACAGAGGCUGCAAGUCUAAUGAGAGAGGGAGGACUGGAUCCAAGAGAGUUGAUAAUUUUGUUUCCCUCACUGCUAUCAUCCAACUGGAAAUACUUACCAUCAAGAGAAUUGGUUGAACUCAGUGGCCUUGUGAAAGGCAGCAAGCAGUUUUUAGCAGAAGCUAAGCAAUUCCUGAUGCAGUACCUCGAAGAAACCAGAAGAUCUGCAGAAGACAUGGGCUACAAAGAGGAGGUUGACACAGCUCUUGUCAAGUUAUACACCGAAAUAAAUUCUCCAAACUUACAACAUCUGGUGUCCAGUGAGAACUGCUGUACUGUGGCUGAUACAAUAAGCUGGCUUCAGAAAUACGAGAGACACCACGCAUUGGCAUUGUUUUAUUGUCACCACAAACAGCCUGCUCAAGCAAUGGGUGUAUGGAAAAGGAUUAUACAAGGGGAGAUAAAAGAUCGCAACUUCCCGGGCAUGGAAUAUGUUGUGAAGUUUCUUGCAAGUUCUCAGGAUUCUGAACUUCUCUGGAAUCACGUUCCAUGGCUGCUGGAGAGAAAUCAAGAAAUAGCUGUGAAGGUUUUUACUGAUAGACCAACAGAUGAAUCUCCUAACGAUGAGAAGCUAAGACCAGACUUGAUAGUGGAAUACCUUCAAAGGUUUCCCGCGGCUCUUCAGCAAUACCUCGAAUAUCUCGUGUUUGACAAAAAAUUAGAGAAAGAGAAAUAUCACACUCAUCUGGCGCUUCUUUAUCUGGGAGAAGUGUUGAAAAUGAGACGAGAUCCAUCUUGCUCCCUUGACAAUCUCAGUAAACAAAGGGCUAAAUUACGCCACAUGUUAGAGUGGUCCUCGUUAUACAGAGUGACUCUGUUGUUGUCUAAGAUCAAUGAUGAUUCUGAUUUAGAUGCUGAAGCUGCGAUUCUUUAUGGAAAGAUGGAACAACAUAGUAAAGCUCUCAAGAUCUUAGUUUACAAACUCGAGGAUUUCACAGAAGCUGAAAGAUUCUGCGAACUGCACUCUAAGGGUAAAGACAGAAACUUUCGAAUGAAGCUCUUCCAAACUCUAUUAGAAGUUUACCUAUUACCUGAUGAAGACCGCGAUCCAUUAAUCGCGCCAGCGGUUGCACUUCUGAAUUCACACAUGGCGGACUUUGACACGGCCGAGGCUAUGAAGUUGAUCCCUGAGGAAUGGUCCAUUGGUGUGAUCUCUCAGUUCCUCAGUGGCUCAGUUCGUUUAAGUCUUCACAGAAGUCGUAACACAAAGAUUCUUCGCAGCUUAGCACGAGGAGAAAACAUCAAGAUGCGAAGCUCUCACAUGAUAUCUCAUAAAGCGCAUCUUUUGGUGACGGAAGAAAGAUUAUGUCAAGCUUGCAGGCGGCCUUUCAAUGAUCCUGCUGUGGCGCGUUACCCCAAUGGCGUAACAACGCACAUACACUGUGCAAGAAAUAAGACAGUGUGCCCCGUGACAGGUCACGUGUUCUCAUCACUGGAACACAGGGACGAGGCUAAAGAUGACGGUAGUUGAGGAAGUGAAUAUUGACACUUUUCUAGAACACAGGCUGUAGGAGUGUGAUGAGUAAGAAGGUCAUUUUCUCUCUCAGCAUUCGCUUACAUCGGUCUACCAACUGAGAGUAAUGGUUUAGGACAGCGGCAACUCUCCUUGGAAACUGCGUCAAAACGAUAGGCAGGCACAGACAGGGGCAAGAAUUUUAAAAAGCCUACUAUAAUCUUCAGAGGUUCCAUGCUCAAAGACUGACAGUCACUUUCUUAAUGACAAUCAUGUGCAAUCAUCUGAAUAUUUCCAAGAAAUGCUGAGAAUUUGGAAAGAAAUGAAUGCAAAAUGUAUUUUACGCCAUCUUUGUACAUACUAUGGCUUGUACAAAAAGAAAGAAGAGACGAAGAAACGCUGUUCCUGGUGAGAACAGGUCUAGAAUAAUCAGUGUGUGUCAGUCUGGUGCCUUUGUACUUAUGUCGCUACUGCAUGCUGUCUUUCUUAUUAAUGAGGGUUAACUCAAAGCACUUCUUAUGAAAAAAAAAGAAAAAGAAAAUAUAUAUGACUGGAUUUAUGAAAACUGUGCCAAUGAAAAAUGCAUCCCUUUACACCAAGUGACCUGAACACUUUGAUUUUACGACUCCUCAAGGCCUAAAAAUCACUCAAAGCGAUUAAAAAAAUAGAGAAAAGCA